AUGGACCCUCUCCACAAAACCGACUCGGCUAUUUCAGUUGCCUCCAAGGACAAUGGUGUUUACGAUGAACUCUCGGCCUACCACCAAAGUGAACCGCCACCUUCCAAGAGGCUCAGGCCGGAUGACGGCUCUCCACAUCCGGAGAGCUUUCGUCAAGCGUCACCGACAUCACAGCCUGCGGCUUCCCACCAGGAGUCUCUGCCCCCAGUUACACGACCAUCCGUCCCACCCACCAUAGAGAACCUCCUUGCUCCCCUUGAGGACUCACCUCCGCCACUGGCGCAUGGGAGUCCGUCGCUACCUCCUCAGGAGCAUGCCACAUCGCCUCUUGUGGCUAACCAGCAAUCACAAGCACCCCAGUCCUACAGAGUUGACCCAUGGUCCUCUACUGAAAGCCAACAUCCUUACUCACCCCAUCCAGCGGGUGAGUCUAUGAGUGCACCGCGAACUACUGGCGGCGACCAAUACGACCAAGACUCUGUGCAGCAGGCCGGGAACGGCAACAUCGUCGUUGACGAGGACGAACUGGAGUCUGAUCCAGGCUACGAGUCUGACCGUGCCAGCUUCGCCUCGACCUCUCUAUCUAGCAGUGCUCGGGACUAUCUCUUCGAAAAUGGACGGCGUUACCAUAGGUUCAGGGAAGGCAGGUAUAACUUCCCCAACGACGAAGCCGAGCAGGACAGGGAGGACAUGAAGCACGCCUGCGUCAAGAUGCUGUGCCAGCAGCUCUACUUUGCACCACUAGAUGAACGCAAUGUGCAGAACGUCCUCGACAUUGGCACGGGGACAGGGAUAUGGGCCAUCGAGAUGGGUGACCAGCUGCCAGCGGCCAAUGUUGUCGGCAUUGACCUCAGCCCCAUCCAGCCAGAUUGGGUGCCGUCAAACGUACACUUCGUGGUCGACGAUGCUGAGAGCGAAUGGCUGUACCCAGACGACCAUUUUGACUAUGUGCAUUCACGGCACACAGUCAUGGCGAUCAAGGACUGGCCAAAGCUAUAUAAACAGGCUAUGACGCAUCUGAAGCCUGGCGGCUGGAUCGAAUCACAGGAGAUCUAUCACUACCCCAUCUCGGCUAACAACUCGAUGCCACCGGACCAUCCCGUCGCGCAGUACUGGGGGCUGAUCAAGGACGGGCUGGCGAACCUAGGGGUCGACUUCCACGCGGCGGCUGGCGGGAAAAUCGCAAACGCGAUGCACGAGGCUGGAUUUGUGAACAUUCAUGAGCGCGUACUCCAUGUGCCACUCGGAACCUGGGCCAAGCACCCCAACCUGAAGAUGGUCGGCGAGUACUGGAGGCAAGUCCUGCUGGACGGCGCGCAAGCUAUCGCCCUGGGCCCGCUGACCCGGGGCUGCGGUUGGACUCGGGACCAGGUGGAGGUCUUCCUGGUCGAGGUGAGGAAGGCACGCGGGGAUCGAUACCAGCCGCCUAGUGACCCGAGCAGAAAUGACACGAACAUGUGGGACAUGAAUUGA
Molecule: messenger RNA, 1473 nt
Organism: Diaporthe citri
Lineage: Eukaryota; Fungi; Ascomycota; Sordariomycetes; Diaporthales; Diaporthaceae
Exons: 3
Coding region: 1-1473 (490 amino acids)
Molecular function (GO): methyltransferase activity
Source: RefSeq, a predicted model, not a curated record